This is a messenger RNA of Jatropha curcas, 1927 nucleotides long. It is a transcript of the gene EMB506, whose product is annotated as Ankyrin repeat family protein. Lineage: Eukaryota; Viridiplantae; Streptophyta; Magnoliopsida; Malpighiales; Euphorbiaceae. The record is from RefSeq and is a predicted model, not a curated record. Gene Ontology annotation, molecular function: protein binding.
UUACAAAUUUUAUCUCAUGAUUAAAAAAAAAAAAAAGAAAUUUUAUCUCAUAGAUACAUUAAACUUAAGUUGCAGUUUUCUAAAUCAAGAGGGUUUUUAUGACCUUGCUCUUCUUCUUCUUGACUUGAUAGUACUAUUGGUGAUAAUUAAAUCCAAUUAAUGAAACAAUAACCACAUCAAUAGCUUCAUGAAUAUAAAAGAUGAAGCUCUUUGCGCUCUUCAAGUCUAUCCGUAACAAGGCCGUGUUCGGCAAUUUCUCUCUUUUGCAAAUCGCGAUUGCCUUCAUCUUCUCCGUUCUCAGUUCUCAUCACGUUUCUCUCCCUUCACCAAUCUACUUUUCCGGCCAAAAUUCACCACCUGAAGUUGCCGAACUUGGUGUCUACUUCUAGUUGAGCUGCGAUUUCUUCUAAUCAGUUUGAAUUUGAUAUGUUCUGUUGUUGAAGAGAAGAAGAAAAUGUUCGUGACAAGAGUUGCAUUGGUUUCUCCUCUUAAUUGUUUGCUUUGUCAGUUCUCUGCUGCCCCAAGUGUAAAUUUUGGCACCAACCUUUUCAGAUUAUCUAAUUGCUUUAGAAAAAAUGGAAGAUUUGCUUUCUCUCUUGACAUGAAAGACUCAAAGUUGAGUACUUUUGUGUUUGAAUCGAAACGGGUUUCACCUGCAGAAAGAGUGCAGGGAGUUUGGGAAGACCCUGAUGAUGGUAGUGAUAGUGAUUAUGAUGAAGAAAAUGAGGAAAUUGAAGCAAAUGAUUUGGAUUAUGAGAGUGAUUGGGAGCACGGAUCAGAUACUGCAUCCAUUAUUACCAGUACAGUUGGUAAUUCGACCUUAAAUUAUGAGGAGGGUCUUGUUAAAGAGGUUGAACAGCUUUUAGGACCAGAAGAAACAGCAAUUUUACAGCAGAAUGCAACUUAUAAUGUUGAUAAGAUAUCAACGGCAAAAUGGAAGCCACUCCAGACCCUUGCAUUAUCAGGACAGAUAAGCUCUAUGGAUAAGCUACUAGAAAAUGGACUUGAUAUUGACAAUGUUGAUAAGGAUGGUCUCACUGCUCUGCAAAAAGCAAUUAUUGGUAAAAAGGAAGCUGUAAUAAGUCAUCUUUUAAGGAAAGGUGCAAGCCCUCAUGUCAAAGAUCAGGAUGGUGCUAGCACUCUCCAUUAUGCAGUUCAAGUUGGUGCUAAGCAAACUGUGAAGUUAUUGAUAAAAUAUGAGGUUGAUGUCAACAUUGCAGAUAAUGAAGGCUGGACUCCCUUGCAUAUUGCAGUGCAAAGUAGAAAUAGAGAUAUAGUUAAAAUUUUGUUAGUGAAUGGUGCAGAUAAGAACAGACGAAAUAAGGAUGGAAGAACACCUCUGGAUCUUUGUUUAUGUUAUGGAAAAGACUUCAAAUCGUAUGACCUUGCAAAGUUAGUAAAGAUUGUACCAGCUAACAGAGAUCUUUGAUGGGAAAGGGAAUGGUGUUUGGCAACUUUCUCGAUCAAUGUACUGUUGAUUUGGAAGAUAAUUUGAAAGCAUCUUCUGCAUUUUACUGUGCAUGAAACAAAUCUUAGACCAUGCUGUUUCUGGAUAGACUUGUCAUCUCUUGUACAUGGUGCGCUGACUUUCUGUUCAUCAGUCAAACCUGUUGGUCUCUAGGGUACCCAAUUAAAAGCAAUAUGCACAAUGAGAUUGGAGCUUGCUGACAAAUAUAAUCCUUUUGGAGAUGUCUAAUUUUGUUUGUCAGUGAUACAGGUCGUAUAAGCCUGCUGGAAUAGUUGAUGCUGCUACUGCCCCAAUGAUGAUCAUCUGUGAAUGUGUCAAUGUCAGUUAUUGCUGGAUUUAUCACGCCCUGGCAACGUUACAUAUAAGCUAGUUCAUUGAUGGUUUAUGAUGAGAAGUUAGUUGAUGUUAAAUUAAGCACUUGUUUCUAUAAAUCUUGCCAAUGAAUUAGCAUCUUAUACA